GUCGCCGCACGAAACAACAUGGAAAUGCAGAGCGAGAACAAACGCCUAAAUCGCCGGAUUGCUGAUUUUUACGAUGGCAAAACUCUAUUUUUGACUGGUGCGGCUGGAUAUCUUGGCGUGGUUUUGCUCGAAAUACUGCUUCGUUGCUGCCCAGGAAUAUGUCGAAUUUACAUACUUCUCAGAGAGAAAAAGGGUGUAGACGCCCGUAGUAGAAAAGAACAGAUAUUUAAAAGGAAGAUAUUUGAGAAACUCAGAGAAAAGCAACCUGAUAUUUUCGAUAAAGUUCAUGUUGUUCCUGGAGAUGUUAGUCUUCAUAACCUUGGUAUGAAUGAAGCUGAUGCAUUAAAAGUUGCACAAGAAGCAUCUAUUGUAUUCCACUGCGCAGCAACUAUAAGUUUUUUAAAGCCUCUUAGGUUUGUACUCAUUCAAAAUGCCAUAGGGACUGAUAACGUAGUUGAAUUUUGCCGAAAGUUGAAAACAUUAGACACAUUGGUUUAUACAUCCACAGCUUAUUCAAACAGCAACAGGAAAGAUGAAAUAGAAGAAAUCAUAUACAGGUUGCCUUUCCCUGCUCAAAGAUACUUAGAUGAACUCAAAAAUGGAGAUGAUGAAUCUUUAAAGAAACUAGUUUCUCAGUGUUCACCUAAAUGGCCAAAUGCAUACACAUUCAGCAAAUGUUUAGCGGAGAACAUUUUGGCUGAUAAAGCAUCUGAUCUACCGAUUGCCAUAAUUAGGCCAUCCAUAAUUAUAAGUGUCUGGAAAGGUGUUGUGAGAGGCUAUGUUGAAGAAGGUUCCGGAAUGGUAGGAUUAUCAUUGGGGAUUGGAAAAGGAUUUAUUCGGGUUUUACGUGUAGAUACAGAAAAGAAAAUUGAUCAUAUCCCAGUUGAUGUAGUUGCUAAUGCUCAUAUCGUAGCUGCCUGGUGCACAGGAACAGACAGAGCUCAGUCUCCAUUGGUGUUGAACUGCACUUCAGGCGACGUCAGCCCAUGUACUUGGGGAGAAUAUAUAAACACAUUGUUUACAAUGACUCUGAAGUAUCCUUUACCCAAAGCUUACCAGCAUCCAAAAUUAAUAUUGUGCAAGAACCCAGUUUAUUAUUUCCUGCUUUCAAUAUUUGAACACUACGUUCCAGCUUUCGCCAUUGAUGGACUUUUGAAGUUGAGCGGACGUAAACCUAAAUUAGUGUCACUAUACCGUUUCCUUGAUAAAUCACUCGAGUCGAUACAAACUUUUGUAGUGAAUGAAUGGAAGUUCAGUACGGAUAACUUCAAAUCUCUUGCAGAGAAAAUGGACGCUAAAGAUAACGAAAUGUUCUAUGUGGAUCUAAAGGGAUAUGGCGUUGAUGAAUUGACUAAAGAUUUGCCAAAAGGAGCACCAUUUUAUCAGUGGGAUAUCGAUAGAAAACAGUUUGCAGAGCGGAUGAAGACUACGUAUAUUCGCAAUUUGCUGACAAGUUUCAUCAAGUGGGUAUUUCUCAUCUGUAUGAUAUCUAUAAUUUUUAUGCUAGGGACUCAAAUUUACCAAAGAUGUUUGUCAUAAACUCAAUGUCCGUAACUAACUGUAACACAUUUUCAGUCAUAAUAAAGAAUA
Molecule: messenger RNA, 1590 nt
Organism: Uloborus diversus
Lineage: Eukaryota; Metazoa; Arthropoda; Arachnida; Araneae; Uloboridae
Product: putative fatty acyl-CoA reductase CG5065
Exons: 12
Coding region: 19-1539 (506 amino acids)
Biological process (GO): long-chain fatty-acyl-CoA metabolic process
Cellular component (GO): peroxisome
Molecular function (GO): alcohol-forming very long-chain fatty acyl-CoA reductase (NADP+) activity
Source: RefSeq, a predicted model, not a curated record